CUUUGCUAUGGGAGUAAUGAGUUUGCAUUGGGGCGAUACACGAGUCGAUACACAAGGUUUCCUAUUGUCAACAUUCUGUUUUUAUGGAAUUGAUUAUCUUUUUCUGAUUCUUCGCCGUUGUACUGUUGUACUGUCUGCUAUUAAUUUAUUAUGUUUUUUUUUUCACGCACGCACACACACAUAAAGGUUUUCUUCAGUAUUCAUAACCUUUAUUUUAUUUAUCAGUAUUGUUCUACAACGUGUACCGGCAUAUUCUUAACUUAAGUAAAAAUAGUCUCCAGGCAAUAUCAACUACCAUCUGCGUUUGUUGUGUAUGGGAGAAAAAAAAAAUAGGUUCAGGUAUCGAAGUUCUGAUCUAUCGAUACACCCCAACCCUACCCGUUACUCCGCACUGGACCGAGGCGAAGGCGUUGUCAGUUUUUCUCGCCUCUUCAUUGAUCAGCAGCGAUUCUCUGUGAAAGUCUACCUUAGCCAGACCGUUACAGUCACACGUGGCUGCUUGGCCGGAACAGUUUGUGGCUGUCCUCGCCACUGUGGACCUUCCCGCCAUUGUCUUGUUGAAAUGUUCAAGUGAAAUGUGAACACCAGUGGAGCGUUCAUAGCCUAAAAUAUUAUUGGUAAACUCCAGGUGACCUCUCUCUGACCAGAAAACUCUGGCGUUGUCUGUGUUCUACUAAUGACACAUUCAGUUCCAUUUGGAUUCAUAUUUGGAAAUUCACUGUACUGAGAACAAGCAACGGUCUUUGAAACGGAAGUUUGGGGUUGAUUUCGCUGUAGCAAGGAUAAAGUUACACAAGCAACUGAUAUCUGUGAUUCGACCUGCAAUUAUGUGAAAAUAAAAACACAUCAACCAAGCUAAAUUUCAGUUUCGUAGUCUGACAAACAAACAAAUUAAAGCACUUAUUUUCAGAGGACGAGACAUUCUUGUCGGGGCAGACAAGAAAGCUGUUUGCAGAAGAAAAAGAAGACGACAAGGACUGGACAUGGAGAAGCACAACUAUUCCAGGUCGGGUUCACGUGACUCCAUCACCAUGACUACCAAGGAUUCGAGAAGGAGUGACGAUGCUGGAUCGACCCUGGAGGAAGCGGACUUUAAUUUUAGAACUGGGGAUUCGGACGGCGAAGAAGACACCUCAACAGGAGACAAACUUCAGCUGCGACUACUUCUCUUGGAAGAAAAGGAACGCAGCGAACUGAUGAGAAAGCAGAUCGACGCCUUCCAGGACAAGGUCUCCCUGUGCUUCAAGACCUUUAAGCCGGAAGUGCUUCUUGCCUACAUCCAAGCCCUUGCAUCGCUUCCCAACCAAAACGAAAUCCUAGUCAGCUCCCUCCACUCGCUAGCUCGUCUGCGCAUGGUCGUGCAGCAGCAACUGAGGCGAGCGAGCAUGCGCACUGACGGCACCAUCUACUUCGCGGGCAACCAGCUGGCCUCAGGGGUCGCGCGCUGCACGCAGUACUUCGUGUGGUUCUUCGAGUUCGUGGACUACCUGGGCGAGCUGCACCGCAAUUUCGUGGAUAGGAUCUUCCUCCCGCUUUUUAGGUUUUUCCACGAAUCCACUUUCCUGAGCAGUCAAGGCCGGACGGUCACUUCCGGUUCAACUUUCUCAAAGUUCAGCCAGUUUUCCCAAGAUAGUCAUGACAUGGAUGACGGGGAACACUUCAUCAACGAUGACGACAAUGCAGACUCAGACGUCGAAAGGGCACGACAAAGGUUACACUCGAAGCUUGCACUGGCUUUGCUCGGCAAAGAGUUCGCCGAGGUCAAGGCGCUGUACGACACGACUGAAGUGGAGAAGAUUGCGCAAAGGCUGUCCUUCCUGAAAGAACAGCUCGACUUCAUGCUGGAGGAGGAGGACGAGAUAGACCCAGACCUCUUUAGCUCCGACAGCGCCAAGCUAGUGCAGCACCUGGACAUGUCGGAAGGAACUGAGAAUCUUGUUCGACUACCGGUGGACCUGCUGGUCAAGUUCCGCAAGGCCAUCUGGCUGUCUCGGCAGUGGCUGGACCUCGACGACCGGCGGACCAAAGACUUGGGCGAGAAGCUUAGGAAGAUCGUGGCGUUGGAGAACGUCCUGACCCUGCACCUGACCUCCCUAGAUCGCAACAUUAGCAGCCACGAACGCGAGCUGAAGAAGCACACCGAGGACCUGCACCGUCUGCUGCAGAGGGAGGAACGCUGCGAGGACCUUUCCCUGAGCCUGUACAACAUCGACAAUGAAAUCCGGACGACGAAGAAGGAAGUGGAGCAACUCCGCCAACAGCGGGACCGCAUCGCAGCCAGAAUCGUGAAGGUGACGAAGCGAGGGGAUGUGAGCCUCGGUGGGGAAUACAAGAGGCUGAAGUUGGAGUUCGAGCGAAACAAGCUGCAGCGGUUCUUACUGGAGCGCAAACUGGCCACACUGACCUACCACCGCCAGGUGGCGGAGGAGGACAAACACGUCGAGGUCAACGUGCGGCCCAGCAUCGUGCGUCACACCAACCACGUGCAGGACACGUGCGAGCGGCUGGAGCAAACUCGGGAGGAGAGGAGGCAGCGGGACAACAUCCGCAGCGCUCUGCUUCCCAUCCGUCAGGACCGCCAGGAGCUGGCCAACAAGCUCACCCGGAUGAGCUCCUCGCGACGAGGGGCAGGGGGCGCAGUGGGUGUGGACUCCAGCGGGCGGGGGCUACACGCUGGGGAAGCCAAGUUUGUACGGACAUACCACUCACCGCCACCGCCACGUGCAAGGAAAGCCGUGAAAAAGAUUGGAUGGAUAUCGCCUAUCGAGUGGUGAGGUGUGCAAGUUGAAAAUAAUUCAGGAAAAACUUGCAAAACUUGAACUUUAAGUUAGCCCAAAACAUAAUUUGUUUAUGCGUGCGUGCGUGUGCGUGUGCGUGUGUGUGUGCGUGCGUGCGUGCGCUCA
Messenger RNA from Pomacea canaliculata, 2903 nucleotides. RefSeq lists its product as uncharacterized. The record is from RefSeq and is a predicted model, not a curated record. NCBI's taxonomy places the organism in Eukaryota, Metazoa, Mollusca, Gastropoda, Architaenioglossa, Ampullariidae.